This is a messenger RNA of Haliotis rubra (blacklip abalone), 1419 nucleotides long. Its product is annotated as acid phosphatase type 7-like. Bases 1 to 1419 code for a protein of 472 amino acids. Gene Ontology annotation, molecular function: acid phosphatase activity; metal ion binding. The record is from RefSeq and is a predicted model, not a curated record. NCBI's taxonomy places the organism in Eukaryota, Metazoa, Mollusca, Gastropoda, Lepetellida, Haliotidae. The transcript has a single exon.
AUGGUUAUUAUCUGGGCCUCAAAGAAAAAGAUUGAUGAGCCUUACAUUGAAUAUGGCAGAGAUGCAAAUCUGAGAAAAGCAACUGCAGAGGCUACUCAGUUUGAGGAAGCGAAUAAGGAAGGAACAAAAUAUUGGCACCGGGCGUAUUUAUCUGAUUUGAAAGAUGGUCAACAGUAUUUCUACAGAGUCAACGCCGGUAGAGGUGCUGGAGGCGUCAGUGAACAACUUUCCUUUACUGUACCAUCUCUCAAGAGGAAUUCAAUUCAUUCUGUGAUGAUUCUUGCAGACAUGGGAAUAUCCUCGAAAACAUUGGAUUUCUUAGUUCAAGAGGCUUUGAAUGGUGGUUAUGAAGCUGUGAUACAUAUUGGAGAUAUAGCUAAUGACUUGCACCGUGGAGAAGGUGUGGUUGGUGAUAGAUACCUUAAGCGAAUUCAGAAAAUGGCUGCCCAGGUUCCUUACAUGACUUGUCCCGGAGACCAGGAGAAGUUCCAGCAAUAUGUCCACUACAGGUACCGGUUCUCCAUGCCAGGCUCUUCAUGGCCAAUGUCUUACGAGAAACUCUGGUACAGCUAUAACCUAGGAAGUGCUCACUUUGUUGUUAUUAACACUGAAGUCCUUUGUGCUGAGAACCAUGAACUAAAAGAAGCCCAGUUAUCCUGGCUUAAAAAUGAUCUUUCAAUCAACAAUAAGGAGCAGAGACCCAAACAUCCCUGGAUUAUCAUGUUUGGCCACAAGCCAAUGUAUGCAUCAUGUAACAAAGAGGAGGAGGAAUGUUUGAAAGAACAGCCAGCUCUUCGGAAAGAACUUGAUGAUAUUCUUUUCCGCUAUGGGGUAGAUCUGUACAUAGCUGGACAUCAACACAACUAUGAACGUACAUGGCCGGUAUACAGAGAAAGGCUGUUUGAUGAAUAUCAUUAUAAAAACCCAAAAGGACCAAUUCAUCUGACCAUUGGUUCCAUGGGUGCUGAAUAUCACAAAGAAAAGUUUGUCAAGCCUGGGGGAAAGUGGUCAUCUUACCGAUACCCUGGGAUAGAGAAGGAAUUAUUUGCUAAGCUUGACAUCAUCAAUGCGUCUCAUUUGUUCUGGGAGGUACUUUCUGCAAGCAACAAUGAAAAAGUCGAUAGGAUAUGGAUUGUUCAGAAGAGCCAUGGAACAUUUGGUGAACCAGGGGAAGGGGUGUUCCAACGCAUUAAAGAACUCAGAAAUAUUCCCAUGCAGCCUCCCCUCCCUCCCGAAGACCACAGCAGGUAUAUGGCUAAGCUGACAAGGAAAAAGUUACGUUCCAGAAAGACCAGACAAUAUGGAGUCCAGUUUUCUGGGAUCAUUACAUGUGCUGUGGCUGUGGUCAUUGGAUUAAUGUCAUGGAGGAUGAGGAAGAAGAUGUGGAUGUUGUUCAGGAUAGGCACAGGUGGGAAGUGA